GCCAUUUUGUGCUGCUGCGCCGGGUAUUUAUCAGAAGAGUCGUGACUAUCCCGUUUACACUGCUAGUUAGGCUGACAGACGGCUCUUGGUUCACUCGGGUUCUCAUUUCAAGCCUGUGGCCUUCGAUAGCUUUCGCCAAGUGCGAUUUUUGAGUCGACAUUAGCACUUGAUUUUGUAUAUUUAGUUUAUUUUUAUACUGUGUGAGAAAGAAUGUCGAAGCCCGAAUCUCCCGAAUACGCUCCGUUCUUCGGAGUAAUGGGCGCCUCUGCGGCUAUGGUGUUCAGCGCCUUGGGAGCAGCCUAUGGCACAGCCAAGAGCGGUACAGGAAUCGCCGCCAUGUCAGUGAUGAGGCCGGAGCUCAUCAUGAAGUCCAUCAUUCCAGUGGUCAUGGCGGGUAUCAUAGCCAUCUACGGCCUGGUAGUAGCAGUGCUGAUUGCCAACAAUCUCUCCGAGGGGGUCUCCCUCUACAAGAGUUUCCUCCAUCUGGGAGCUGGGCUGAGCGUGGGCCUCAGCGGGCUGGCAGCAGGUUUCGCCAUCGGCAUCGUGGGCGACGCGGGCGUGAGGGGCACAGCUCAACAGCCGAGGCUUUUUGUGGGCAUGAUCCUCAUCUUGAUUUUCGCUGAGGUUUUGGGUCUCUACGGGCUCAUCGUCGCCCUCAUUCUCUCCACAAAAUAAACACCCAAACAUCUCCACUACAAGAUCUGUCCUUUAUGUUGCUGCUGGAGAAAAGGUGUAAAACGGGAAAAAAUUGUAAAAAUUUCUGCCACUCGACAUGAAAGAAGUGAAGGCGAGGAAAAAAUGAAUUAAAAUGGCUCCGUAAAUAUGGUCUUAUCUCAACAAUGUGUACAGUUGUCCCAAUUUGAUAGUCAACUUGUAAAUGCGCAAUGUAGUGAUUUGUCUGUCUUGUGUGCGUGUGUGUGUUUCAAAAUUGUAUGAAGAAGAUUCCUUUUUUCCCUCCACUUAUUUCAGGCCUUGAGGCCAGCUGAGGCAGCUUGGCUUCUGGUCUUGGAGAGCUGACCAAAGGGCCGCACAGCUUUUUCUCCUCCCGUAUCGACUUGGGAGUUGACACAAUUUCUGCAUUAAUCUUGAGGAUCUAUUUGUAAAGAGAUAUGUAUAUGGACUUACGAUUUUUUUCCACUGAUUUUUAUUUAUAAGAAAUUGUUCAUUGAACUGUUUAAUGCAGCAAAAGUCUUUAAUUCCCCAGGAUAUAUUAUACAUAUAUACAGACAUAUAAAUAUCUACAUAGAUAGAUUUAAUGCACUGUGGGUUAAUUGUGAUAAGUGGUUGGAAUUCCUCUGGAUGUAAUUCUUGGUUUAAUAAUUAAGAUUGCCUUUAGUAUGUUGCUGGUGAAGUGGGAGUUUUGUGUGUAGCUGUAUUCUAAUCAUUACACAAACAUUCUCAAACUUCAGUGUUUUUCCUGUAGUACUGCUGUUUGCAUUAAAGGUGUGUGUGCCCCGUGUCGGGUCUCACAAGUGUAAUUUCCAAAUUUCAUCUCCUCUCCAUCUUAUUCACCCCCCUCCCUUCCUCUUCAUCUGUGGCUGUACUUCAUCUCUUCCACCUUCCAGCCAUUAAGAUCCUGCAUGGGUUUCAGUGUUUUGUUGCUGUUGGAUAUGAAGCUGAAGAGCAGGCUAGUUUCAGAAGAUUUAAUCCAGAUCAAAAUACUACUUUUAAUGUAUACUUCCUCCAAAAAAAAAAAAAAAGAAUCAAGUUUAAAUGACACAAGAAUACUUGAUGGUAUCAUUUGUAGCAUGCAGCAGGAAUCCAGUGAGAUUAGUGUUGUAGUUUGGCCUAGUUUCAUGCAAGGACUGGUCCACUUUGAUCUGGGGUUUGUUUUCUGAAAAUGGAACUGCUGCUGACGCAUUUACUGAAGCGCCAAUCUACAAUCCUGUAUUACCACUGAUAUUGAAGUUAUCCUGAUGUGUCGACAUGUGUGUCACAAUCGAAUUAAAGAAGAUUCCAACUUA
Molecule: messenger RNA, 1964 nt
Organism: Centropristis striata (black sea bass)
Lineage: Eukaryota; Metazoa; Chordata; Actinopteri; Perciformes; Serranidae
Gene: atp6v0cb
Product: ATPase H+ transporting V0 subunit cb
Exons: 3
Coding region: 211-675 (154 amino acids)
Biological process (GO): proton transmembrane transport
Cellular component (GO): proton-transporting V-type ATPase, V0 domain
Molecular function (GO): proton-transporting ATPase activity, rotational mechanism
Source: RefSeq, a predicted model, not a curated record